CACAAACUCAUGCUAAUGAGCAGCUGAUUGCGUGUCUCGAGACAAGUUUUUCGCAUGAUAUAUUUGAACUGAAUGACAUAAAUAUUAGUAUGUUCUUUGCUCACAGCAUGACAUUUAUUUGUUGAUUCUUAUAAUUCAUUAUUUUCAUAAGUGUUUCCAAGAUGAGUGUUUUCACGAUACUUACAAAAUUAUCCAUCAGCAUGACAGCAGAAAGAUGUUAUUCAAAAAUCGGAUUCAUCGGAUUGGGUAAUAUGGGCGGUCACAUGGCGAAAAACUUGCUGAAGAAAAAUUAUAAACUCACUGUAUAUGACAUAAAUAAUUCGGCGAUGACGAAUUUAAUGGAAGCGGGAGCAAGUUGUGCGUUAAAUGUGGCUGAAAUAUCGAAGGAAGCUGAUGUUAUCAUCUCAAUGUUACCUUCAAAUCAGCAUGUCCUUGAUAUCUACACUGGCAAGAAUGGCGUGCUUAGUGCAGCACAAAAGGAUGUUCUACUGAUCGAUAGCAGUACCGUAGAUCCAUCAGUGUCUCAAUUUAUUGCCUUGCAGGCUCGUGAACAUAAUUUGAGAUUUAUCGAUAGUCCUGUUUCGGGAGGCGUAAACGCAGCCAAGGAUGGCACUUUGACAUUUAUGGUAGGCGGCAAGGAAAUGGAUUUUAAUGAUGCGAAACCCAUUCUUGAAGCUCUGGGAUCUAGAAUAGUACAUUGCGGUGACGUAGGCAUGGGACAGGCGGCUAAGCUGUGUAACAAUAUGUUAUUAGCCAUCGGUAUGAUUGGCACGGCUGAAGCAUUUAACCUUGGGCAGAGGCUAGGCUUAGAUGCUAAGAUAUUGGCGAACGUUGUAAACUCUAGCACAGGCAGAUGCUGGUCUUCUGAUCUGUAUAAUCCAGUUCCGGGAAUUCUACCUAAUGUUCCUAGUUCGAAGAAUUAUGAGGGCGGUUUCGGCACAACAUUGAUGGCCAAAGAUCUGGGAUUGAUACAAUCCAUCGCGACUAGAACGCAAACUGCAAUUCCUCUUGGUUCCCUGGCGCAUCAGAUUUAUACAGCGAUCAUCGCUCAAGGAUUCUCAAAUAAGGAUUUCAGCGUAAUCUAUCAAUUCCUUAAAGGUAAAAAUUGAUAAAACUUAUACUAUAAGCCUUAUUAAAUAUUUUUAAAUGUAUCGACUGAA
Atta colombica is the source of this 1160-nucleotide messenger RNA. RefSeq names its product 3-hydroxyisobutyrate dehydrogenase, mitochondrial. The record is from RefSeq and is a predicted model, not a curated record. Gene Ontology annotation, cellular component: mitochondrion. Gene Ontology annotation, molecular function: NAD binding; 3-hydroxyisobutyrate dehydrogenase activity; NADP binding. The coding region runs from base 162 to 1109 and encodes 315 amino acids. Gene Ontology annotation, biological process: L-valine catabolic process. NCBI's taxonomy places the organism in Eukaryota, Metazoa, Arthropoda, Insecta, Hymenoptera, Formicidae. The transcript has 7 exons.